AUGUCCCAAGAUGGCGGAGGCGGCCGAGCUGAAGCAUAUGGUUAUGAGCUUUAGGGUAUCGGAGCUGCAGGUUCUCCUGGGCUUUGCUGGAAGGAACAAAAGUGGAAGGAAGCACGAGCUCCUCACAAAAGCCUUACAGCUGCUGAAAUCUGGCUGCAGCCCGGCCGUCCAGAUGAAAAUCAAAGAACUUUACCGGCGGAGGUUCCCCAGGAAGAUCUUAACCCCUUCGGACUUGUCCAUGCUCCACAUCCAGGCUGGGCAGUUGCCCUCGGCCACCGCGUUGACGCAGGGGACGGUGUGUCACCUGCCCUAUGACCACGGCUCGGCCACCGUGGCGGCGGCUCUGCUGCCCCCGACGCCGGUGCUGGGUCCCAAACACGAGGCGGACGUUCAGCACCUCUCACCCCCCGUCCAUCCCGUCCACCCCGACGUCAAGAUGAAGAGGUUGCCCUUCUACGACGUCUACGAUGAGCUGAUCAAACCCACCACCUUAGCCUCAACGAACAGUCAGCGGUUCGAGGAAGCUCACUUCACCUUCGCCCUCACCCCCCAGCAGGUUCAGCAGAUCCUCACCUCCCGGGAUAUCUUACCAGGUGCCAAAUGUGAUUACACUGUACAGGUGCAAUUAAGGUUUUGCUUGUGUGAAACCAGCUGUCCCCAAGAAGAUUAUUUCCCUCCUAAUUUAUUUGUCAAGGUCAACGGAAAACUCUGUCCCCUGCCCGGUUAUCUCCCCCCCACCAAGAACGGCGUGGAGCCCAAGCGACCCAGCCGCCCCGUCAACAUCACCCCCUUGGCACGGCUCUCGGCCACCGUCCCCAACACCAUCGUGGUCAACUGGUCCUCAGAGUUUGGCAGGAACUACUCGCUCUCCGUGUACCUGGUGAAGCAGCUGACGUCGGUGACGCUGCUCCAGAAGCUGAGAGCCAAAGGCAUCCGGAAUCCAGACCAUUCCCGAGCCCUCAUCAAAGAAAAGCUAACGGCGGAUCCCGACAGCGAGAUAGCCACCACCAGUCUGCGAGUUUCCCUCAUGUGUCCGCUGGGGAAGAUGAGGCUGAUCGUGCCCUGCCGAGCCAUCACCUGCAGCCACCUCCAGUGCUUCGACGCCGCGCUCUAUCUCCAGAUGAACGAGAAGAAACCCACCUGGACGUGUCCCGUGUGCGAUAAGAAAGCCCCCUACGACAACCUGAUAAUCGAUGGGCUGUUCAUGGAAAUCCUCAACUCCUGCACGGACUGCGACGAGAUUCAGUUCAUGGAGGACGGUUCCUGGUGCCCCAUGAAGCCCAAGAAGGAGAACCAGGAGCUUUGCCAGGCGUCUGCCUUCAGUGGCAUCGAGGCCAGUUCUCUUUACACGGUGAGCUCCGAGGGCAAGAACUCUUCAGAGGGCAAAAAAAAAGUGGAAGUUAUUGAUCUGACCCUGGACAGUUCGUCGGACGAGGAGGAACCCCCUGCCAAGAAGCAGUGCCCGGGCUCCAGCGCGGCUCUUCCCACCACGGCGGGGCCCAAGGGGUGAGGCAGCACCAGAACCCACCCCCCAGCUCUGCUGGGUUUGGUUUCUCUUCCUUCCUGCUCUCUGCUUCCUUCCUUUCCCUUGGGGCUGGAGGGUCUGGAUUUGUUUUCCUUCCUUCAAAGCGAAAAUCAGCAUUACAGCCCUUCUGUCAUCACCUCCCUGGACGAGCAGGACGCCCUGGGCCAUUUCUUCCAGUACAGAGGUUCCUCCGGCCACUUCCUGAACGUGCCCCCCCUGGGGGGGUCUCAGGGGGUGGGGGGCUCCUCCGGGGGCCGCGUCAGCAGCAUCGUGUCCCCCGGCUCCCUGCGGGACAGCCACGGCCACACCGGCACCGGCGGCACCGGCCCCGCCGCGCUCCCCGGCUGCCGCCCCGACGUCAUCUCCUUGGACUGAGCCCCCGCUGCUGCCGGCGUUCCCUCGCCCGCCCGGGGAGAGGAGGGAGGAUUCCCCGUCGGAUCGGGACCUGAGGGAGGAUUCCCAGUUGGAUUCCUGGUCGGACUGGGACCUGAGGGCAGAUUCCUGGUCGGAUUGGUACCAGAGGGUGGAUUCCCAGUCGGAUUCCUGGUCAGAUUGGGACCCAAGGGAGGAUUCCCAGUCGGAUUGGGAGACAAAGGUGGAUUCCCAGUUGGAUUCCUAGUUGGACUGGGACCAGAGGGUGGAUUCCUGGUCGGAUUGGGACCCGAGGGCAGAUUCCCAGUUGGAUUCCUGGUCAGAUUGGGACCCAAGGGAGGAUUCCCAGUUGGAUUCCCGGUCGGAUUGGGACCCAAGGGAGGAUUCCCGGUCGGAUUGGGAGACAAAGGUGGUUUCCCAGUUGGAUUCAUGGUCGGAUUGGGAUCAGAGGGUGGAUUCCCGGUUGGGUUGGGAGACAAAGGU
Molecule: messenger RNA, 2380 nt
Organism: Calidris pugnax (ruff)
Lineage: Eukaryota; Metazoa; Chordata; Aves; Charadriiformes; Scolopacidae
Gene: PIAS3
Product: protein inhibitor of activated STAT 3
Exons: 15
Biological process (GO): regulation of transcription by RNA polymerase II; protein sumoylation
Molecular function (GO): SUMO ligase activity; transcription coregulator activity; zinc ion binding
Source: RefSeq, a predicted model, not a curated record